This is a messenger RNA of Sinocyclocheilus anshuiensis, 1268 nucleotides long. It is a transcript of the gene wbp2nl, whose product is annotated as WBP2 N-terminal like. The transcript has 8 exons. Lineage: Eukaryota; Metazoa; Chordata; Actinopteri; Cypriniformes; Cyprinidae. The record is from RefSeq and is a predicted model, not a curated record. Gene Ontology annotation, biological process: positive regulation of DNA-templated transcription. Gene Ontology annotation, cellular component: nucleus. The coding region runs from base 158 to 931 and encodes 257 amino acids. Gene Ontology annotation, molecular function: chromatin DNA binding; transcription coactivator activity.
GACGGCCGGGGGCGGAGACAGGAGUCACGUGGUGCCGGAAAUAAAGUGCGCAACUGUUUCUCGAGGUGUUCUGAUUGAUCGCCGGUCAAUAACACACUCCGUUAUCAAAUAACAACGCGCAGAAAUUAAUAUCUGUUUUAACUGAGUGUUAAUCGACAUGACGCUGAACCGAAACCAUCACCCGAACGGAGGAGUCCUGAUCCAGGCCGGAGAGAGCAUCUUACGAGAAUGCAAGAACGUCGAACUUUCCUUCAGUGACGUCACGCCCAAAAACGACCUGUUCAAGGGGACCAAGAAGGGCUCCGUCUACCUCACUCAGUACAGGAUGGUGUUCGUCAGCAGCACGAUGAAAGAGAAGUUCUGCUCCCUCAUGUUCCCGUAUUACCUGAUGAAGAACUGCAGCAUCGAGCAGCCAGUGUUUGCUGCAAACUACAUCCAGGGGUUGAUCAAAGCCGAGGCGGGAGGUGGAUGGGAAGGUCAGGCCAACUUCAAGAUGUCUUUCCCCAGCGGAGGAGCCAUUGAGCUGGGACAGCACCUCUUCAAACUGGCCACCAACGCGUCUCGAGCUCCUCCGGCUCAGAACGGAGCGUUCGGAUUGGCUGCAGGGAUGAACGGAUACGCCAGUCCAGCCAUGCCGCAGCCGUACCCGUACCCGUAUCCCAGCAUGCCACAGGCCGGGUACAGCCCCUACCCACAACCCCCCGCUGCAGGUGUGUAUCCCAGCGCUCCCAUGUACAUGGCUCCUCCUCCUCCGUACCCCGGACCUCCUCAGGACUGGUGUCCUCCUCCAGCAGCUCCAGGAAAUGCCAAAGCAGCAGAAGCAGCCAGCAGCGCCUUCUAUAAUCCCAGCAACCCUCACAGCGUCUACAUGCCCAUGGAUCAGCCGCCUCCGUACUUCCCUCCUGAGAAUCCAGACAAGAAGAACAACUGAAGAACACGAACACGGACUUCUGGGGGAUCGGAGCGAUUCGCUCGUGUGCUGGAUGAGUCGUUCUGAUCGGUUCAUUUGAUUCGGUGUGUUUCUCUCUGUCAGAGCUGAAGCAGCCCAUUCAUUUAUACUGAUUUACUAUUUAGCCCGAAAAAAGUAACAUAAACACUUCUAUUUCUGCUUACUCCGUUUUUAAUCCUGGUGUGUGUGUGUGUGUGUGUGUGAUGAUGGACUCCUCUGUAAAUUCCUUUUGAUAAUAUAAUAACCAUAAUUCAUUGUAAAGUAGGUGAUAGUGGAUCAGUCCUGACAGAGUCGAUGAAUAAAGCUCUGUAUUCUCUCA